Cherax quadricarinatus is the source of this 978-nucleotide messenger RNA. RefSeq names its product ribosomal protein L7A. Gene Ontology annotation, molecular function: RNA binding. Gene Ontology annotation, cellular component: cytosolic large ribosomal subunit. The record is from RefSeq and is a predicted model, not a curated record. Gene Ontology annotation, biological process: maturation of LSU-rRNA. Lineage: Eukaryota; Metazoa; Arthropoda; Malacostraca; Decapoda; Parastacidae.
AAAUAUGUGAGUGAAGGUUGAGGGAGGCUGCUGGAGCGCUGUUCCGUCUUUCUCUCAGCACCUCCAACAGCACAACUACUAAGACGCUGCCUCUGCUGAUUGUGCUCUCAUUAACUCUGAUAGGGAAGUAGGAGGUCUUCAUCAUGGUUCAGAAGAAGGUAAAGGGGAAAGGAAAGGGAAAAUUUAAGAAGGUAGCAGCAGCUCCCUUGGUUACUAAAAAAGUGGUAGUCCCCAAGAAGGUUGUCAAUCCCCUCUUUGAGAAGAGGCCUAGGAACUUUGGUAUUGGUGGUGACAUACAACCCAAGCGUGAUUUGAGUCGCUUUGUGAGAUGGCCCAAGUACAUACGUCUGCAGCGUCAGAGGGCAGUUCUUCAACAGCGUUUAAAGAUACCCCCUCCUAUCCAUCAGUUCAAGCAGACUCUUGACCGUCAGAAAGCCACUGAGCUGUUUCGUUUGAUGGACAAGUAUCGUCCUGAGAGCAAAGCUGCUAGGAAGGCAAGGCUGCGCAGACGUGCUGCUGCAAGAGCAGCUGGCAAGGAGGAUGUCCCAACUAAGCGCAAGAUAUUUGUUCGUCAUGGUGUCAACACUGUCACAAAACUGGUUGAGCAGAAAAAGGCUCGCCUGGUUUGUAUUGCCAGUGAUGUUGAGCCAGUGGAGAUUGUGUUGUUCAUGCCUGCUCUGUGCCGCAAGAUGGGAGUGCCUUACUGUAUUGUAAACAAUAAGUCACGGAUGGGUGUUGUUGUAAGGAGGAAGAAAACUUCCUGCAUUUCAAUCACAGAUGUGGAAGCUAAUGAUCGCACCAAUCUAAACAAGCUUCUUGAGUGUGUGAAGACAAACUACAAUGACCGCUAUGAUGAGAUUCGCAAGAACUGGGGUGGUGGAAUUCUUGGUGCAAAAUCUGCCUCCCGGAUCACAAAGCUUGAACGGGCUAAGGCCAGGGAAAUUUCCAAAAACCGUUAAAAUAAAAUUGUAUGGCGUU